Lasiosphaeria miniovina is the source of this 1086-nucleotide messenger RNA. Its product is annotated as Isochorismatase-like protein. Lineage: Eukaryota; Fungi; Ascomycota; Sordariomycetes; Sordariales; Lasiosphaeriaceae. The coding region runs from base 246 to 881 and encodes 211 amino acids. The record is from RefSeq and is a predicted model, not a curated record. The transcript is spliced from 4 exons.
UUAUCUUGUCCCUCGGCCAAUUUACCCCAAGUAAACCCUCGCCGUCCCGUCUCGGGUCGGGGUACAUACAGUUCCGCACCCCCGCUCUUCCCGACGCUAGGAAUCGACCAAGUCGGUCUUUGUCUUCCUUUACAUACAUACAAUAGCCAGCCAUAUCUCGAGUUGACGCUGUGCCCCUAUUCUAACGACCUUAUUUGGGGGUUUGGCAAGAAAACGAUAACUGCGCUCAAGCCAUUCAUCUCGCUAUGGCUAGUCCAGCUCCUCAGCGCCGGUUUCAAAACCCAGCUCUCUUUAUCUGCGACAUUCAGGAAAAGUUCCGUAGCGCCAUCUUUGAGUUUGACAAGGUCGUGCUCACCACGAGCAAGAUGCUGCGGGCGUGCGCGGCGCUGCAGAUCCCAGUGUACGUGACGACGCAGAACCGGGCGCGGCUGGGCGACACGGUGGCCGAGCUGCAGGCGCAGCUGCAAGAGGGAGGCGGCAGACUGGUGCGGGCCAACACGGACAAGACGCGGUUCAGCAUGUGGAUUCCGGCCGUGACGUCGCAGCUGGCAGAGACAGAGACAAAAAAGAAGAGCGAGAUUGUUAUCGUCGGUAUCGAGGCGCACAUCUGCGUGACGCAGACGGCGCUGGACGCGCUGGCGGCGGGCUACAGUGUCUACGUGCUGGCGGACGGGGUCAGCAGUUGCAACCGCGACGAGGUCGGCGUGGCGCUGGCGCGGCUGCGGGCGGCGGGCGCCGUGGUGACGACGAGCGAGAGCUGGAUCUACGAGUGCCUGGGCGACGCGGCGGCGGCCGAGUUCAAGACUAUUGUGGGCUUGGUUAAGGAGACGGGACGCGACACUAAGGCCGCCCUUGAGGGCCUGUUGUCGCCUAGGAUUUAACACCUUCGUAUCAGGGGUUAUGUGGCCCUCGAUUUUAUAUAGGCAGGCAACUCCAAGCACUGGGUAGCAAGCCAGAUGAGCCGAAACGCCAAAAUAAGAGGCACGCUAGUCUAAUGCCGCCAACGAUGAUGAGACUGAACCCUAUGGGUUGGACGACGGCAUCCGGUUAGAUUAGAUGAUAACUGCUGAAUAUCUAUAUGUUCGU